UGUCCCCCGUCAGAUUCCAUCUCUGAACUCCAUCAGCAAAGCAAAUCGCGCGCCAUUAAACUCCACAUUUACAGAACUAUCAUACCCCAAUAUUAUUCCUCUCCCUCUCUCUCAUACCUUUCGGCGAUUAAAGAUUAAAAAGAAGAGAAAAAGGAAAAAGAGAAUAAAAAGUAGUUAUACUAUACAAUCAUUUCAAACUCUGGAUCUGCUCUAGGGACAAAUUUAAAAAGUUUUGGAGCAGAUUUGAAAUCGAUUCAAGAGAGUGAAGGGAGCGGUUAGUUUGAGUAUGGAGGGGAAGCUGAUAGAGAGGUUGGAGGCCGCGGUGGCGCGGCUGGAGGCCCUUUCGGCGGGGGGUGUCUCGGCGAGGGAUCUGCCGGAUGUUGGUGUUGAGGUGGCUACGGAUCCGUCCAUUGUGGCGUUUGACGAUCUGAUGGCUAAUUAUGCGGCUAGGGUUUCGGCUGCUGCGGAGAAGAUUGGAGGUCAAGUGCUGGACGUGACUAAGAUUCUUGUCGAGGCCUUGUCUGUGCAAAAGAAACUUCUUAUCGAGAUCAAGCACGCACAGAAACCUGAUAUGGCAGGCUUGGCUGAAUUUCUCAAACCGCUGAAUGAAGCGAUCAUGAAGGCUAAUGCUAUGACAGAAGGGAGGCGAUCUGAUUUUUUCAACCACUUGAAGAGUGCUGGGGACAGUCUGUCAGCUUUAGCAUGGAUUGCAUACACUGGCAAAGAUUGUGGUAUGAGCAUGCCUAUUGCACAUGUGGAAGAAAGUUGGCAAAUGGCUGAAUUUUACAACAACAAGGUUCUUGUAGAGCAUAGGAACAAAGAUCCGAACCAUGUUGAGUGGGCCAAAGCUUUGAAGGAGCUGUAUUUACCAGGUCUGAGGGAUUAUGUCAAAAGUCAUUAUCCUCUUGGCCCAGUAUGGAGUGCUUCUGGUAAAAAGGCAUCUAGUGCUCCACCAAAAGCUUCUCCACCAGGUGCCCCUGCACCUCCUCCUCCUCCACCUGCUUCUCUUUUCAGCGCAGAACCUUCUCAGCCUUCUUCAUCACGUCCAAAACAAGGGAUGGCCGCUGUUUUCCAAGAAAUCAAUACUGGAAAUGUCGCUUCAGGCCUGAAGAAGGUGACUGCUGAUAUGAAGGCAAAGAACCGAACAGAUAGAACAGGCAUUGUUAGUGCUGGUGAAAAAGAAACACGUUCCAGCUCAUCUUCUUUCUCAAAAGCAGGACCACCAAAACUAGAGCUGCAAAUGGGUCGUAAGUGGGUUGUUGAGAACCAAAUUGGAAGAAAGAACUUAGUUAUUGAUGACUGUGAUGCCAAACAGUCUGUAUACAUUUUUGGAUGCAAAGAUUCUGUUUUGCAGAUUCAGGGGAAAGUCAACAAUAUAACAAUUGACAAAUGCACUAAGAUGGGAGUGGUAUUUAAGGAUGUUGUGGCUGCUUGUGAGAUAGUAAACUGCAAUGGUGUUGAGGUGCAAUGUCAGGGUUCUGCUCCAACAAUUUCGGUGGACAACACAUCAGGCUGUCAGUUAUACUUAAGCAAAGAUUCUUUGGGGGCAUCUAUAACAACAGCAAAGUCAAGUGAGAUCAAUGUAUUAGUACCUGCUGCUGAGGCUGACAGUGACUGGGGGGAGCAUGCUUUGCCGCAACAGUAUAUCCAUGUAUUUAAGGAUGGCCAGUUCGAGACUACUCCUGUCUCCCACUCAGGAGGUUAAUUGGGACUUAUUCUAAUCAAGCAUUUAGCCUUCCUUUUUUAAAACUUUGCUCUUUUAUUUCCUUGGACAGCAGUGGGUGAUUUUGGUUUUUUUCUACCCUUGAUUUGAUCGCUGUCUAUAUAUAUAUAUAUCUAUGACACGCAUCCGUUGGUCAUCAUCUGGUUUAUUCCUUGAGUUUACUGAAAACAGUUUGAAUCUCUUCCAUGAUCUCUUUUAGUGUUUGUUUUUGGGAGAUGAGUUGAGCUUUUUGCAACUAUUUAUGUUUUCAUUUGGAACUUUAAUUUUAUUAUGUUCAGCUUUCUGAUUUUUCUUUAA
Molecule: messenger RNA, 2020 nt
Organism: Theobroma cacao (cacao)
Lineage: Eukaryota; Viridiplantae; Streptophyta; Magnoliopsida; Malvales; Malvaceae
Gene: CAP1
Product: cyclase associated protein 1
Biological process (GO): actin filament organization; cytoskeleton organization
Cellular component (GO): cytoplasm
Molecular function (GO): adenylate cyclase binding; actin binding
Source: RefSeq, a predicted model, not a curated record